AUGUUUGAUUCAAAAGUCCUGGUGAUGUUUGCCUUCGUCUUCGUGGUCAUCUGCAGUGUCAGAGUGGAGGGAAGACAAGGGGCGAGGAAUAACCGCAGGAUGCAGGACGCUCUGAACUAUCGACAGAGCAGGUUUUUGUCUUUGUUCACGUUCGUGCAAUUCAGCAACCAGGAAUGCAUGGGUACCGGAGGCGAGAACGGCACGUGCCUGACCUCGGCCCAGUGCACCCAGAGGGGCGGCACCGGCGGCGGUCCCUGCGCGGGCGGCUACGGCAUCUGCUGCAUCUUUAUGGCCACGUGUGGGAUGACGAUCAGAGAGAACGGCACGUACUUCGUGAACACCGGAUACCCGACCCCCUACGACGGAACCGGAUCCUGUCAGAUAACCCUGAUGAAGAUGAACGCAGACAUCUGCCAAUACCGCCUGGAUUUCCUGCAGUUCCAAUUGAUGGGACCAGAACAGCAGAACAACAUCUGCAACAAUGACCAGUUCAUCGUUUCCGGCGGUGGAAGUCCAGUUCCUCCAAUUUGUGGCCUAAACAAUGGAAAUCACAUGUACAUAGAUGCAGGAUCAGGAUUGGGAACACCCAUGACACUCUCGAUGAUCACAAGCGGUCCAUCCUUCAGAAGAAACUGGAAGAUUCGUGUCGUGCAGAUUCCUUGUACAUCGAUAUACCGAGCGGAAGACGGAUGCCUGCAGUAUUACACGGGGGUCGCAGGACAGAUAAUGUCCUUCAAUUACGAUCCUGCGAACGGGCUGCAACUGUCCAACCAGGAUUACGGCAUCUGCAUCAGGACCGAGAGGAACUUCUGCGGGAUUCAAUAUACACAAUGUCCUGACACAGUGAACAAUCGGUCGCAAUCGUUUACGUUGAGCGGAAACACCGGAAACAAUAACCAGGUGCCUGCUAUGGUUGGCAGCACCGGAACCGGAAACUUCUGUCAGAACGAUUACCUGAUCAUCCCGAUGGCCAGCAACGUCGGACGUCCGGUUCUUGGGCAGAUUACCAGCGUGGACCGGAUCUGCGGAGGAACCCUCAGCGCCGACGUUACCCUAAACGAAACCCCAGUCCGCAGUAAGUCUUUCAAGAUUGUUACCUAA
This is a messenger RNA of Nicrophorus vespilloides, 1101 nucleotides long. RefSeq lists its product as uncharacterized. The record is from RefSeq and is a predicted model, not a curated record. The transcript has 7 exons. NCBI's taxonomy places the organism in Eukaryota, Metazoa, Arthropoda, Insecta, Coleoptera, Silphidae. Bases 1 to 1101 code for a protein of 366 amino acids.